Molecule: messenger RNA, 2566 nt
Organism: Ailuropoda melanoleuca (giant panda)
Lineage: Eukaryota; Metazoa; Chordata; Mammalia; Carnivora; Ursidae
Product: UPF0598 protein C8orf82
Exons: 7
Coding region: 642-2189 (515 amino acids)
Molecular function (GO): protein binding
Source: RefSeq, a predicted model, not a curated record
CUGGAGCGGGGCCUGAGGGGGAGCACCUGUAAGAGGGGUGGGGCCGGAGGGAGGGCCCCUGCGAGGGGCGGGGUCUCUGAGGUAAGUAAACGUGACUGCCGAGCUGGGUCCACGAGCUGGAGAGAUUGGGGCGUCGCGUCUCAGCCCCAGAGGGGUCGGACCCCCAGCAGCCAACCUGCCACACGCAGCUGCAGCUGCGUCUCGCGCGCUCCGCACCCCCAGAUCCUGCCCCUCCCUGCGGUCCCCGGGCCGGGACCGCGCCGCCUGAUUUGCAAGCCCGGGCAUAUCCGGGAGGAAGCAAGUCGGGGAGCCUCUGCGGAGGUGGUGUUACACCUGAUUAGAAACUUGAGGAAGGGAGAGGUACGGGGAAAGCAUGGCAGCUCGGGCAACCGCACGGCCCGGAGAUGCGGGAAUGUUGCUUUUCCUGGAUGACUCCAAAAUGAAGAACUUCAUCACCUGCUACAAAGCGUCCAGGGGGUGUCCCUGUGAACCGCAGUGCCUUGAAUCCUAAGAAGGAACCCAAGAAGCUCCCCUACUUAAGAGGACUUGCUGCUGGAGGAGGCACGUCCCAUCCGGGCUGGACUAUAAGGAAGCCCGUCAGGAGGCUGCAGCUUCGCGGCCUGCGGCCGGUCCCGCGGGAGAUGGCCCCGGGAGCGCCCACGCUGCUGCUGCUGCUGUGGCUGCUGUGGUACCCUGACUUCCCGCCCCGCGCUGCCGGCUGCCCGACCGCCUGCCGCUGCUACAGCGCUACGGUGGAGUGCGGCGCCCUGCGGCUGCGCGUCGUCCCGCCCGGAAUUCCAUCUGGGACGCAGACGCUGUUCCUGCAGGACAACAGCCUCGCGCGCCUGGAACCGGGCGUCCUGGCGCCUCUCACAGCCCUACGCCGUCUCUACCUGCACAAUAACAGCCUGCGCACCCUGGAGCCAGGUGCCCUCCGCGCGCAGUCACGCCUGCUAGAGCUGGCGCUCACCGGCAACCGGCUGCGCGGCUUGCGAGCUGGCGCUUUCGCGGGCCUGGCCCAGCUCCGUGCACUCUACCUGGCUGGUAACCAGCUAGUGCAGCUGCUGGAUUUCACCUUCCUGCACCUGCCGCGACUGCAGGAGCUGCACCUGCAGGAAAACAGCAUUGAGCUACUGGAGGACCAGGCCCUGGCCGGGCUCUCCUCACUGGCACUGCUGGACCUCAGCAGGAAUCAACUGGGCACCAUCAGCCGUGAGGCCCUACAGCCCCUGGCCAGCCUGCAGGUCCUGCGCCUCACAGAGAACCCAUGGCGCUGUGACUGCACCCUGCAUUGGCUGGGAGCAUGGAUCAAGGAGGGAGGCCAGCGGCUGCUCAGCUCCAGAGACAAGAAGAUCAUGUGUGCAGAGCCCCCGCGCCUGGCACUUCAAAGUCUCCUGGACAUAUCUGGCAGCAGCCUCAUCUGCAUCCCGCCCUCUGUACACGUGGAGCCGCUGGAGGUGACGGCCAACCUGGGUGAGGACCUGCGGGUUGCCUGCCAGGCUUCCGGCUACCCGCAGCCCCUGGUGACCUGGAGAAAGGUGGCCCAGCCUCGCGAAGGGCAGCCACGGGCUCAGGUCCAGCCAGAAGGCGGGGCGCCGCGCCCAGGCGGGCCCGGCGCCUCUGACACGGGCAGCGGCAUGCUCUUCCUCACCAACAUCACCCUGGCCCACGCUGGCAAGUACGAGUGCGAGGCCUCCAACGCCGGCGGCGCCGCCCGCGUGCCCUUCCAGCUCCUGGUCAACCUGUCCCAGCAGCAGCAGCAGCAGCUGGCGCCGCCCCCGCCCCCGCACGCCGGCCCCGUCAGCCACGAGCCUCUGCAGGACGCGGGCAGCAUGGCCUUCCGCGCCCUGGGCCUGGCCACGCAGACGGCCAUCGCAGCCGCCAUCGCGCUCCUCGCGCUCACGGCGCUGCUCCUGGCAACCAUGAUCUGCCGCCGGCGGCGCAAGCGGAAAAAGGCGCCGGGGCCGCCGGGGGAGGGCACGCUGUUCGUCAACGACUACUCGGACGGGCCCUGCACCUUCGCGCAGCUCGAGGAGCUCCGCGACGAGCGAGGCCACGAGAUGUUCGUCAUCGACCGCUCCAAGCCGCUCUUCGCAGAGGGCCCGACGGAGGCAGCCGACGGCACGGCCGCCGGGCCGGGGCAGGGGCUCCCGCUGCAGCCGCCCGCGGCCUAUGAGAUUCGCUGCUGAGCCGGGCCUAGAGCGGAGCAGGGGCGGGAGGGCGCGUGCUGAUGACGUGGACCUCGCGGAUUGGCCGGCCCGCUGGCCCACCCCGCGCAUGCUCCAGCGCAGUCAGUAAAGGGUGGAAGCUGCGCAGUGUGCGGCGAGCCGUGUGUGGCGUCUGGGGCCCCGAGGGCGUGGCGCAGGCACCUGCGGACCCGCAGCUCUGCAGACGAAGUCCUGAGGUGCGGACGGACGGUGGCCGAGGAGGCUCCCCACACCCCUCCCAGAACCACCCUCACCUGUAGCUCUGCAGGGGCUGACAGCGGCCCGCCAGCCUGCUGGGGUCCUCUCCGAGGUGGGGGGGCGACGGGCUGCGGAGGCGCCCAAGCUGCGGGCUGAGGCUU